Molecule: messenger RNA, 462 nt
Organism: Microthlaspi erraticum
Lineage: Eukaryota; Viridiplantae; Streptophyta; Magnoliopsida; Brassicales; Brassicaceae
Source: the annotation of a GenBank genome assembly
AUGCCGCCAAAGAAAGCUAAGGUUGUGAAAGCUAAGGUUGUGAGACAAGCCAGAGUUGUGCGACCCGCAGCUUCAUCAGAAAUUAUGAUGGAGGAGUUGCAGAGGUACCGUGAACGUUUUGGAGAUCAGAUGCGUAAUGACCCGGGAGCGGGAAAUGUGCAUCAGCCGGACGCGCCGUUGAAUGGCCAGAACCAGGGAGUGCAGUAUCCGCCGGUUGUGCAUGUGCCGGCACAGGGCCGUUCGUAUUGGGAACUGAUGGGGCAUAUGAGGAAUAUGCAGAUGGAUCAUUUCGAUGGAAAGACAAGUGAUGUUGUUGCUGAUAAUUGGAGGAAAAAGCUGGAGAAGAAUCUUGAUGCAAUCAGGUGCCCACAGGAGUACCGCCUUGACUUGGUUGUGCACUACCUGAAGGAUGAUGCCAUGAUUUGGUGGGAUGGUGUGAUGGAGGUAGCGCAAGGGCAUUAA